ACAGGACGUGUCGGACGGAUGUCCUGCGUGGGAACCGCUUUAAUGUGGUUGGGAGGGUUGUAUAAAUCAUGGCUGUUUGUUUUCAGCUCAUAAACAAAACUUGACUAUAAUUAUUGUGUCACAAGUGAAAUAAACGAUACGACUCUCAUUGUUUGUCUACAUUUGAUCUGUUUAACCACAUUUUUUACAUUCUCUAACAUGAAGUGUAUUGGAUUCAGCCGGUUUGUUUUCAUCAUCAAGUUUGUUUGUGUAGCUGAAACAGAUGAAGCCACGGUACAAUGGAGCUGCUGAAAUGUGCGUCAGUGGCCUUUUGAACACAAAUAACGGUGCUUAUUUAGCCUGUCUGGUCAACAGAAGGCUUCACGAGACUGGAUCAUGUCUGAUGUGAAGGCCAACAGUCAAAGCUGGAGCUGUCACGAUGACGACGAUGCUCUUAGAUCCGUGACCAGCUGAUGAUGUUUGUUUUGGUCACUCGUAAGUUAAUAAUCCUCAUUCAUGUGUUGCUGUUAUGCUUCCUGGUGGUCUACAUCCCCCCCUUGCCUCUCCUCCUGUCUCUCUAGACCAGGAACAGAGGGCGGUAGAGAAAGUAGGUCAGAUGAAUCAAGGCAAACACAAUAUGUUUCUAUCAGUAUCUGCUUGAUAAGGAAAUCCAGCCACAGCAGCUUGAAUGUGCACAGCAAGUUUCUGGUUCUAUAAUCGAUAUGCACUAGAAGCCUGUCCAUGUCUUCCUGGUUCCCUCAUACACCAGAUGACCGUUUGCAGCAUGGAUUAGAAGCGGAGGGACCAGGCGUAGCUUUACGCCACUAGGUCACUAGGCUGCUGAGAUCACACCCCCUUUGUCAUUCAUGAUGAGUUUUUUGACACCCCCCUAUUUUGAUAAUUUUGUUACUGAAACAUUCAGACAAGACAGCACAUGCCUGAUUGGCAUGAAACACAUAUGGUAACUAAUCCCUCUAGAGCCUUUUAAGACUAAUUUUUAAAGUUUAAAUGUCUGCUGUACAGGUUCCUGGUGCAUUCUUUCCUCUCUCGUGGGUAGUGUUUGACUGUGCUUGGAGGUGGAGGAAUCAAUGAAUCUGCUGUCUACCUUACACUGGAUCAGUGAGAGAUAAUCUCAUCUGAUCUGUUGUGCUCCAAAGCUGCCUAAAUCUGCUGGGUGGCUGGCUUUCGCCUCUUUAGUGGAAAACCUGUCUGACUCUGUAGAUCCCACAUCAUCAGCUACUGGUUUUCAUCAUAACUAAUAGAAUAUCUACAGGUUAGUUUUAAAUAUAAAAAGUGUAGGCUUGAAAAGUCCUGUGGUCCAAGCUGGCCUUUAAACUGCUCUCUCACUCUGGGAAAUGUUCCUAUCUCUCUCUGCUGAGUUGGAUAAACAACCACGACAUGUUCAAAAUCCUCUUUGUCAUAAACUCUGCACCCGGUUAUAAAAAGACCUCUCCCAGUGUUGGCCGAGAAGGCCGAGAUCAUGCAGAGAACUUCAUUUUUUAAUGACAUGUUUAGCCUCAUAAAGGCAUCUGACUCUUUAAUUUGAGGUGAAUUUUAUCUUCCGCUCGUUUGACUCGUCUCAGUGGUUGUUGCGUGUUCUCGAUGAGUGCAGGAACGGGCAAAAAGCAAGCCAUUGGUGAAGGCCACACAUUAAAUUUUAUUACAUUUUAUCUUUUGACUCCAGAACGUGAGAGGAUGCCAGCUCCUACACUGACUUGGAGCUGUCACAGGCUUUUCGUUGGAAAACUGAGGGAGGCGGUAAUUUUUGGACUUAUAUGGACCAUAAUUAGUACUUGUGGGAAAAACUUCAGGGGCACCAUUUGGGAUGUUGGAGUAAGAGCCACUGAGUUACACCAUAUUGUAUGUUACAUAAUUAAAGCCUUCAAAUUAGACUGCCUUCCUCCCAGUUAGUGGUCCAUAUUGAGGGCAGACUGCCUGCAUUUGAGUGGACUUUUUUUUGUUGUGAACACAGCAACAUCUCCCAGUGUUGUUAUUAGUAAACACAAAUUUCAGGUUGUAAUAAAAACAUUUGAUGCUGCAGAAACGGGGCAAUCCCCACCCCCCUUUUCCUCUUCCUCAUUGUCUCAAAUCCUCCUUACCUCCUUUUUUUUAACAUCCUGCAAUUCAAACAGGUUAUGGAGGAAUUUCCGCAUACAUGAGCAAGGUGCACACUCGGGCAAAUGCGAGUAUGAAAGUGAGACCUUUUAAAAGCACUGAGGCAGCAGAAACAGCAGGCAGAGGUUUGUGGCCUCGCUGCACCGACUGUACCUGCAAUAGUAGUGGUGGACAUGAGUGAUGGGUCCGUAGGUGUAACACAAAGUGGUUUCCUGCCGCAUUAACAAUGGAUCUGAUAAAUAAAUUGUUUCGAACUUCCCUUCUGCAUUUGUAUAUGGUGGAAAAAGCAGAAAAAUGGAGAUCUUUGUUUCACAGAAGUUUCAUCAUCCUCUAGGGUGUAUGCAGAAUGUCCGCUACAAAUUAGAGCCUUGUUUCAAAAGUCUUGUUCACAGAGAAACGGUGUAUUACUUUUUGAAAUACAUUCUGUUACACAUAGUUGUACUUGUAUACUGAGCAUUAAACUAGUCAACCCCUCAAUUCUGCUUUAGCCACCAAAUGCUUCAGUCAAAAAAUGCCAGUCUCUUCUAUGUCACAGGGAAAAUUUGCAUUCAUGGCCCCGCCCACCUCUGACAUGCGUCCGCGGAUGUCCGCUGUGUUGAUUCUGUGGCCUGGAGCUAACAAUUGGCAUUAGCAACUUCACAACAUCACAGUGCACAGGCUUGUGUUAUUUGUUAUUCUUUACUCAAGAAACAAUGACCAAAUGCAGUAGAAGAGUUGCGUUGCUGUUAGCCAAUCAGAGGUGAUGCAUUUGCAUGUCAUAAAUAUUAAAGGGACACUAUGAAACGUUUUAAAAUUAUUAAAACAUUUUCUCGAGCCAGUAGGUGCUAAAAUGACCCUUUACAAGGUGAAUGAAUAGUCUCUCAGCCCCGUUCGCCCCUUGUGGGAGAUUAAUGUGUUUGCAACUUGAGCCUCUACAGACCAUUGACCUGAAGUUUUGCAAAAGUCUUGUAUCUCGCAAGAAGCCGUAACAUUUUAUAGCAAUCUAUGUUUACACCUCAGAAAAGACAGGCUAGGGAUGGUUGGCGAUUAUUGUUUUGUGUUCAUCGGGGCGGAGCCUCAAAAGAAAUAAUGAAACGUAUAAAAUCUUUGUUUGAUUAAACUAACAGGAGAAAAAGAACAUCUGAGCAAAAUAAGGGUUAAAAAAGAGUCAACAUCAGGAGUUUUCUGAGUCGCUAGAGCUCAAGGACUAAAAAAGAAGGAUUCAAAUUGGAUUCAAACCUCAUGAUCAUGCUUCUGUUUGUUUGUAUUGUUCUUAUUUAUUUAUUUUUUUAACUUUCCCUGUGUUUGUAACUCUUUCUAAAUGUGUUUGUCAGGCGGUAGUGUUCACGUCCCUCUCCACCCACAGAAGUGUUCUCCUCUCACCUGUCAAACACUCAGUCAUUGAUGCUUUCUCUCAUCUCUACCCGAUCUCCUCGUGUCCUCACACCCCAUCGAUUCCUCGUUCAUGAGUCUUGACAUUAUCAUCACAACCUGGGACAGCGGUCUAACCGUCUUUGUUACCAGUCCAGCUGAAGCUAUUCGCGCUGCCAGACGGACUGUUGGUAAGUUGCUCUCCAUGUUUGGCUUUACCGACACCCUAUGGUCACACAAGCCCUCCUUUCAGGACCUUUCCUCAGUGUUGAUCAGAUGAACUCUGUUCAGCCUAGUUCGUACCUCUCCGUCAGCAACUUUGCGCUGACACACACACUUAUUGAAGGAGACGUUUUCCAUUUAAAACUAUAAACUGAAAUAUUAAGUCAACAUAAAAAUGUAAACAGUCGAGAGGUAUUAGGAUUAGCUAGCUUAAUGUAAAGGUGCCAUAGUGCACUAAUUGUCCAGCAGGAUCACUGUUGGUGUGACCUCCUAGCAGCAACAUUCAGUUCAGUGAUGGCUCUUCCAUAAAAGCUGUUUAACAGCCUGGUGGUGUGUGUUUUUAAUGCUCUGUAUCUUACCAGAUGGAAGAAGUUUGAAGGGAUGAUUAGCAGGGUGGGUUGAGUCCUUUAGGAUGUUUGUGGAUUUCCAAAGGCAGCGAGUGGUGAAGAUGUCAUCCAGGGUAGGCAGGUGUUUGUUUGUUUGUUAUUUUCGCUGCAGUUUUGAUUACUCUCUGCAGGGCGUUCCUCUCAGCUGCAGAGCUGCUGCUGUACCACACCAGGAUGCUGUUGGUCAGGACACUCUCUAUGGAGCAGUGAUAAAACCACACCAGCAGUUUUUGUGGCAGGUUGAUCUUCCUGAGAGCUUUCUGUGUGUCUUCUUUAUCAGACAUUUGGUGCUAUGUGUCCAUGUGAGUGAGUGAGUGUUCAGGAAUGUGAACUGUGACACCCUCUCCACAUGCUCUCUCUUUAUUGUGAAUGUCUGGUGCUCUACAUUUUUCCUUCUUGGGUCAAUGAUGAUUUCUUUUGGUUUUGUUGGUGUUCAGGGUCAAGUUGUUAGCUGCACACCAGUCCACCAGCUGCUGAACUUCUCUGUGUGCUGACUCAUUUCCCUGGCUGAUUAAGCCCAUCACUGUUGUAUCAUCAGCAAACCUAAUGCUGGUGUGGGUUGUGAAUGGGCUUACAGUCGUGUGUACAGAAAGGCACUCAGUACACAGCCUUGUGGGGCUCCUGUGCUCAGGGACAGAGAGGAGGAAUGGUGGUGGCCUAACUUAACAGACUGUGGUCGGUUUGUUAAAAAGUCUUGUAUCCAGAGACAGAUGUUGUGCUCGAGGCCAAGGUCAGACAUCUUGUGGAAUAGUCUGCUGGGGAGAAUGUUGAAUGCAGAGCUGUAGUCGACAAAUAGCAGCCUUGCAUAUGUACUUGGUUGUUCCAGGUGUGUCAGAACGAUGUGGAGGGUGGUAGAGAUGAUAUCAUCUGUUGAUCUGUUGGUUCUGUAGGCAUAUUGGUGGGGUCCAGUGUGGGGGACAGCACCCUUGAUGUGUUACAGCACUAGUCUCUCCAUGCACUUCAUAAUGAGAGGUGUUAAUGCUACAGGCCUGUAGUCGUUGUGGCUUGUUAUUGCAGGUCUUUUGGGUAUAGGUACUACUGUGGAGUUUCUAGACGGGUGGGGACAGAGCACUGAGACAGCAACAGGUUCAUAAUGUCAGUGAGGACCUCCGCCAGCUCCACUGAACAGCAGUGGCGGGCGGUGCAUUCCACCCCUGGGCCUUCAGUGAUUUCCGAUUCCGUCCAAUCUAAAUUUACACACCUUAAAAUACCAUCAAUAGGACAUCACAGCUGGAGAAACCUCUCUCUCUCUCUCUCACACACACACACACACACACACACACACACACACACACACACACACACACACACACACACACACACACACACACACACACACACACACCAGUGGCUGGGCAAGGCGUCAUUUCCGGAGCCUUUAAAAUCAAACUCGCAUUUCUACUCACCAACAUAAAUGUCCAGCAUGGAUCUCCUCCUCUCCUGCUCAUUUGAAAAUAAAAUCCAUCCUUCUUUCUUUCCUCAGGAAAACCUCAGUGGCUCUGUACAGUUUCUGUGCACUUCAGGUCCAUGAGUGGAUCCUUUUCUAUGGACAUGGAGGCUAAUGCUGAAAGACGUGUCUGUCCGGUCGUGUUUCUGGCGUACGUUUUAAUGCACUUUAAUGCUACCAAAUCCAUCUGAUGCGAGCAACAGGCAUUCCCAGCAGAAUAACCUGCAGCGGUUCUCUGAAGCUGUUUGCCAUGGGUACCGUUCAUAGUUGCUUGCCUGAAAAUGACGAACAAAUCCUUUCCCCUGCUGGGACAAGCCAGCUAGCGUUGGAGUCGGACGACCUGUUCUCACAAGAUCCAUUUUUUCUUGAAAGGUCCGUCUUGAAAAUGGUGUGGCAAGUAAAUCUGCCACCAAAUCCGUCCCUUCUCCUCUUUCAGCCAUCAUGUGUUCAAAAAUACACCGAUAGCUGCCUAUAGAUGCAAAUCUCUGUGUUUAGUUUUGAUAUUUUGCUUCAUGCCGCUAGAAAAGUUCUAACUACUGCUUAUCCAAUCACAGGAUGCGUUCAUGUCAACUUUUGCGUGAGGCCAGCUAGCUGGCCCGGGCCAAGCUGACUCGUGAGCUGAUUGGCUAUCGCAACUAGAUCGUCUCUGUUCACUUACAGCGGACAGUGGGCUUCUCGAUUGAUUCUGAAGGCCUAGAGCAGACUUAAUCUGCCUGAAAACACAAGCUAGCUUAAAUCUGAUUGGAUAACACCCAGCCUUGGUAUUUCAACACUGGAAGCAGCACAGCCAAGUGGUUAUAAUAGGAUAUAAAGAAAAUAGACCAGUGAACUUUUUUUUAUUUAAAAAUAUUUACCAAAAGAAAAAAAAUACAUUUACGUUUUUGAGUACGUUUAGGCCAGCAGAGAAGGCUUUGCUGGCCCUGACUGCCCACCACUGCUGAACAGUCAUGUAGCGCCCUUCCCGGAAUGCCAUCUGGACUAGCUGCUUUCCUUGUGUUGACUCUUCUGAGUGUACGCUGUACCUCAGCGGUCCGCAGGAUGAGCACUUGGCUGUUGCUCGUUGGUGCUGGAGCUGGAGUCAUGGUUCCAGCAGAUUUUUGCCAAAGCUAGCUCGGUUCUGAGCUGCUCACUGGAUACAGUUGAAGAGAUGGAAAGGAGGACGCUGGGGAAGAUGACAUCCAUCUUAAAAUUGCUCCCACCCACUGCAUUUCACUGUGGAGACCAUGGACAGCUCCUUCAGAAACGGAUUGACAUCCCAGAUGUAAAACAGAAUGCUACCGUAGAUCUUUCAUCCCCUCUGCAGUAAGAGUGUCUAACUACUCUGUUUAAGCGGUACUGGCAUUAUCCUGGUACACAAUAACAUCAAUGCAAUAUUCAGUAUGUGUUCAAUACUCGUGCAAUAAAGGAUUUCCAUUGUGUGUCUCUUUCUCUUACAGUGUGGUGCAUAUUGGAACUAGGGAUGCACCGAUAUGAAAAUUUUGGGCCAAUACCGGUAUCAAAUAUUAAAUGGCUGUUCUGGCCAUAUGUGUGUGAGUGUUUAUAUAUAUCUGUGUAUUUAUAUAUAUCUAGCUCUCCACGAUGGAUCUAUCAUGGAGAACUAGAGAUGCAUGUCUCAAACGUCCCACAGGCACUUUCAUUUAAUUAUAUAUUGAUAAUUAAAGUAAAGUAAUUUAAAUUUCAUCUACAGGUGGCUCAUAUCCUAUAAUCCACAAUACCAGUAAAUAUUUCUUGUCCAGAGACAAAAAUUUAUCAUGUUGAGCUAAAAUCAUGAUGCAUCCUAAGCCACAAAGCCAAACGUAAAGUUUAGAGAACAUUGACCCAGAGGUUUCCAGAUUGAGCAGAUGCGUGCGAAUACAUUUAAUGACCACUUCAAGACAGAGCAAGCUAGUGGCUAAUGCUAGCCGCUAUAGUCAAGUAUGGUGUGCUUCUUCAUAAUUGUUUAAGUCCGCAUCCUAAUCCAUCUGUUAUUAGAUUAUUUUCUACCGAGCACCCCAGCUAAAAUAACCAACACACUGCCUUAAACUUGCUCUGAUUGGUUCAUCGGUGUGUCUGUUGUGCUGACAGAAGCAGACUAGCAAACGGCGUGACUCGGCUGAGAAGAAAUGUGUGCCUGUAGUCUCGUGCAGAAAUAAUGGCACAUGUGAUAGAACGCAAAUAGACAGUUCCUUGAUCUCCGAACUUUGGUAGAUCGUCAUCACUUAAUAAUCCUUAACAAUCUUAUUGUCAGAUCGCACCCUAACCCUACAUGGACUCACCGAUCUUGCACCACGACGGGGAAGGCUGUUGUUGUAUUAACGUCCAGGAGGCAGGUGACAGUGUCUCGAACAGUGGAAUGUAACCGCUAGCAUUAGCAUCUCCAAAACAUGGCAAACCUCUUCCAGGCUUGAGUUAUUUGUGGAAGUAAAACAUCCAUGUUGCAGGUCAGUGGAAGAGUCGUGUUGCUGUUAUCCAGACCAAUCUGAGGAUUGGUGUCCAAAUAUCAGGAAAUAAGACUCCAAGACCUGCUGUCUGAAGCGCAGCUAUGAUGUGGGUAACUUCAGUUCCUGGUAAUGGUGCACCAUUAUAUUGUUCCCCCCGAUAAUGACUAAGAUAUUUAUUCUUACUAGAGACAAUUGUAUUGAUUAAAUAAGUCACCCACACCUUUAAUGACCAAGACUCCAGAUGCCGCUGUUUUCUGCCCCUCACUCUAAUAACUUCUACUUCCUGAAACAGGAGCACCAGAGUAAUAAAGUAGUAACCAAUCAGGUUUGCGUCAAGAGUGAAAGUGAAAGCUUACUUAUAGAGAAAUGUCUUUUGGAAUUAGUAGUUUUUCAGAUAUCAGAAUCUGCUCUUAUUGAGUGAAAACAACAUAAGAAGACAAGUUUUUAUACUAGAAUUGUUGUAGGUUGUAGAGUAGGUUUCUGAUCAUUCAUUCUUUUUUACUGAUAAAGCACAAUAAAGAGCCGGCGCCAUGAGUGACCAGAGCUUCUGAUAAGCUGGACUGAUUAAACUGUUCUCUUGACAUCUCACAGCAGUGCAAGUCUGUUUUUAAAGAACGGCUUCAGCCCUUGGGAUUUCUUUAUAAUAAACGUAAACAGUCACAUUGAGGUUAGGAGGCUUGAACCCAAAAUGCAAGAACCCAGAACUACGCAGGCAGGAGCGGCUGCAAAAAUAAGAAUCCUUUAUUUGUGGAGGAGCGACUAAAAAAAAACUCAAAAGCACAGGCGGCAACUAGAACAACGCUGACAAAGACAAUGGUCCAACAAGAGACGAGACAGGGUUAUAUGCACAGGGGCUGGGUGAUUAAGGGAAUUGGGUGCAGGUGAGACAGGGCAGAAACAGGCAGGGGGAAAAAACCAGAUCUAAAUCCUGUAAAACAAAGCUACUAAACUAAAAUAAACCUAAACACUGUAGAACAAAGACACAGGAGAUCUAAAGAUAAGUAAACUAAUGACCUACACGAGGAAGGAAAUACAACACACUAAAGGAGACACUAACUAGAUAAUCUGAACAUAUAGAAAACUAAAAGCAAGUGAAGUGACUAGGGGGAACAUGAGGGAAACCAGGAGGGGGCUGGGGACCAUAGGGUCACAAGACAUGACAUAAACGUCACCAGGCUGGAUUUGUCCUCUCUCUUUAGUACAAAAGACAUUUUGGACCCAUAAAUGAAAGCAAACUAGGAUGUAGAAAUGGCUUUUUUUGAAAUUGUAUCCACUUAAAAUGAAGUUGGGGUUUCGAUUCGGUGAGGAAAAACCACAGGGUGGUGCUGUAAUUCAGACUAGGACACAAUUUUGAAAAGUUCACACAGAGUGUCGGACAGAUUUUUUGCCAAAUCCAAGUCUUUUGAACCAUGGAUGAAUGGAUGGAUACAAACCCCAAAAUGGCUAAUAAGUGUUGCGUGCAUUGAAAUUAGAUUAGGGUUAUGGUCUCAGAUCCAGCUUUAAAUGGUCCACAUGGGCUCAGAAACAUAACCAUCAUCAAUCUACAACCUCUGCAAAGGGUUCAUUGUUAAAGUUGAAUUAAAGUAUUCCAGAUUAAGACCCAUUUACAUCCGCUUUCCCACCAUUUGAUAUGUUUAACAACACAAAUAGAGUUCUUGAGUCUUGUUUUGGAGGACUACACAUUGCUCUUAACAUAGCCGUGGUCUGAAACUUUGAAGUGAGGUUUAUCCCAGGUGGGUGGACAUUCUGAGAAGGAGACGAGCAUUUCAGAGUGAAAAGCCAGACGGAGACAGAGUGGGACAGCUGUAUGUAAGAAAUACUCAGCCCUCGGCGAAUGGCCCACUCCGUACCAGGAAGUGAGGAGACUCGGUGGAAAAUAGUUGGCAUUGUUUGGAGACGGACUGCUGAGAGGCCCCGAGCUGUAAUGUGUAGCCCCCAGUGGCCUAAUGAGAAACAUAUUGAUUAUAGAGGCUGGCCUGCCCUCAUCUGGUCAGCUGAUGUUCAGUUAUUGCACAGAAGAGACGGGUGAGGGUGUAAAAAUGGAUCUGCGAGGCUGAUUGUUGUUUUGUGGCCAUAGGGAUGCUGACCUCACAACUGUAUGAGUGUCAGGCCACAGCUAUGUGUACGAUGAGGAAGCUUUUCAAGCAUAUAACAAAACUAUUUCAGUGUUUUUAUUACAUUUUGAUGUUUCUAGGGUGUUUUAUCCCUUUAGAACUUGUCUAAACUCAUGUUUAAAACACUACAAUCAGCCCACCGCAUCACAAACCUCUUAUUGUGUCAGAUGGUUUUAUUGGCAUGGCAGAGGUUUUAUUGAACUCAGCUGGCUUCUACGGAAUAAACCAACUUUGGGAUCUGCUCUGCAGCCGCUCGGUGAAUCCUGUAAAAACAAAGUUAAGGCAAGUUCAGCACUGCAGGAGUGCAUUUUUGGUUUGUGACUUGAUGCAAUAUGUAUGUUUUAUCACUGCUAACAGUCUGAUUCAUUAUAGAUAAAUAAACCAAAACAAAAAACAAUUCAUCACAGUUCAGUCCCUUUUCCUCCCUUGUAUGGAAGAUUAAUUGAACUACAUGAUCAGGGAGAAGAUGAUCAUUGUUGUUGUUUAUACCAUACCAUACCAUUUUAUUUAUAAAGCGCAUUCAACAAGGCAUUACAACCAAACAAGGCACUGUACACUAAAAAUGUUAGUUAAUUAAACCGGCGUCAUACAGUCAUGUAGAACAGAGAUAAAAGAUAAAAAGGAAAAACAACAAAAUUCCUAAAACUAACAGUUAAAAAUCAAUAAGACACAGGGAGAAUAUAAAAAUAAGAAAAACAUUUUAAAAAAGAACCUCAAUAAUACGGAAGUUGAUAUUGUGAAUUCCAUUUUUAAACAAUGCAGAUGUAAGUGAGGUUCAUAUUAUGUGGUAUAAGCUAGGUUGAAGUAGUGAGUUUUCAUGCGUGCUUUAAAAAUGCUAGCUGUUGGUGCUUGCCUCACUAGCAGUGGUAAUGCGUUCCUCAGCUUCGGUACACAGACAGAGAAAGCCCUUUCUCCACGGCUUUUUAAACGUGCAUUCGGAACAGCUAGGAGGAGCUUAUUUUCAGACCUGAGAGCACGCGGCGGGUUGUAGUAAUGGACAAGUUCACACAGAUAUGGAGGAGCUUGAUGGUUCAAGGAUUUGUAAGUCAGAAGCAAAAUUUUGAAAUUUAUACUGGCAUUGCUGCAGUUCUCUUUUUGAACAGAAGGUGUUGCCAGUGAAGGAACAAUAAAUAAAAUAAAGGGAAGGACAGUAGAAUAAUUCACAGAAAGAAGCGACAUAUUAAAGUUACUAUGCAUUUUCCCUAGCGAUAGGGGGCAGUACAUACAUAAUUCAUUGCAAGCAAGCUGUAUUUUUGUGUUCGAGUAAGACCUUACCAACAGAUCAAUCAGAUUUAUUUAUAAAGAGCUUUUCAAAACAAAGUGCUACUCAAAGUGCUUUACAAAAUGACCCCAGAUUCCCAUAACAGGUUAAAAACAUUAACAGACAUAUGCAAAUGCACUCAUGCACUCAUGCACACACACACAACCACACACACACACAAGUAAAAAAUUGUAUUUGGCUGAGUCCAGAUGAGCAAAGUAAGUCAGGGCGCUCAGUGGAGGGGGAGCAUAGACCCCCACCUCCACUUAAACACUACCUAUAGAGCGCCCAGGAAGCAACAAUCGACCACCGCUCCCGGGGCAGAGGGCCCCUACAGAGGAAACACUGGAUUAAAAUGAGUAAAAAUAUAAUAAAAGAGCUAAUAUAAAUGACAACAGUUAGAAAAUAAGUAAUAAAUAAAAUCAUAUAGACAGUAAAAUAAUAACAUUAAAUAAUGAAAACAAUGCUAGAUGGCCAUUAGGGUAAAAAAUCCCAGGGAGUGCAACCUCCAGGAAAAUGACAAGCAGAUCAGACUCUUAUUUCAGCUGAAAAAAUGUACGAUCUGACCACUAAUGUGUGCUGCUAGAUACAUACAUGUAUAACAGCAUAGGCCAAACUGCUCCAGACCGGUGCUGGCUCUGAGAUCCCCCGUCAUAGGAUCGAGCAGACUGCAGCAACGUCCAGCAUCACCCCACUGCCACCAAACUGGUGAUAGGCGUUUCACAGGAACGGACAAAGAUGGUAGAAACAAAAAUCUUACUCAAGGCGAAAGACACAUUUUAGACCGCUAUGAAUCAGCUGUUACAAGUUUAGACGGGUGAAAUAAAAACACCAUUCCUGCUAUCUGUAAUUUUUGGAGAGGAAAUCUAAACAUACAUUUAAACUAAGACGUUUCAUUUUAGGUAGGCCUACUAUUUUGCCAUCUGUUUUGAAAUUAUGUUCAUUUCUUUGAAAUUGAUUUAAUGGAUUUAAAGUGAGGUAUUUGACUAGUAGUCAUGCUUGGGAGGAGGUUCCUGUCUCAGAGGAACCAGAUGGGGGCAUCAGCCACUCAGAAUUGAUCCUUUUGACCCUUUAAGGGUUCUCUUUGACUAAAGUGUGAGAAGAUGAACUAAAAUUUUUGGAGUGAUAGAGUUCAGCUUCUUUGCUCCAGCAGGUGAGCUCAGAGGCUUCUUUUUCACCAGUGGAGGCUGUUUUCUCAUUUCCGGAUCUCCACCCCCAUCCUCUUUUUUUCUGUCUAUCCGGACCCCACCGCAAGAUUGAGAACCACCGGAUCAUGCUUCUAUUGUCCUGACGGGAGAGCGGGUUAUUUACAGAAUAAAGGCAUGCUCGGCGCUGGCCUCUGAGCUGAGGGGGCUUUUUCUCCUUUAAAUGCCCCGCUGAGUGCCAGUCCACCUGUGCUUUUGCUCUAGACGGCUUCGGCUCGUCGGCCGUCGGAUGUGGGGAGUCCGCGCCGAGCAGGGAGCGCGCAGUUCCCGCGGAGAAAGGAGGAGGGACGCGGAAGGAGGGGGCGCGUUUAUUUUCCAAAUCGGACACAUGUUGAGCUAACAGACCGAUCCACCUCCUAGAUGUAGCCGUUGCUUCAGUCGCUUUCCCGUUCCGCAUUAGUCAUUUAAAAUAAAAGGACCCAUCGGGUGUGUUGUUGUUCCACUCCGGGGAUACGGGCUCACCGCCUCGGGAGGACAGUCACCAUGGAUCUGAGCAAAAUGGCUGUCAGCAUCAAUAAGGCCAUCAACACACAGGAGGUUGCUGUCAAAGAGAAGCAUGCCAGGACUUGCAUCCUCGGGACCCAUCAUGAGAAAGGUGCCCACACCUUCUGGGCGGCGGUCAACCGCCUUCCUCUGUCCAGCAACGCCGUUCUCUGCUGGAAAUUCUGCCACGUCUUCCACAAACUCCUGCGGGACGGGCACCCAAACGUGAUAAAGGACUCCAUGAGGAACAAGGCUGAUUUAGCUGACAUGAGCAGGAUGUGGGGUCACCUGAGCGAAGGCUAUGGGAAGCUGUGCAGCAUCUACCUCAAACUGCUCAUCACCAAAAUGGAGUUUCACAUUAAAAACCCACGUUUCCCCGGUAACCUCCAGAUGUCAAACAGACAGCUGGAAGAGGCAGGGGAGAACGACGUUAACAACUUCUUCCAGUUGACGGUGGAGAUGUUCGACUACCUGGAGUGUGAGCUCAGCCUCUUCUUGGGCGUGUUUAACUCUCUGGACAUGUCUCGAUCAGUAUCUGUGACAGCGGCGGGUCAGUGCCGCCUGGCUCCUCUGAUCCAGGUCAUCCUGGACUGCAGCCAUCUGUACGACUACACCGUCAAGCUGCUGUUUAAACUGCACUCCUGCCUUCCAGCUGACACUCUGCAGGGCCACAGAGAUCGUUUCCAGGAGCAGUUUAAAAAGCUGAAGAGCUUGUUCUAUCGCUCCAGUAACCUGCAGUAUUUCAAGAGGUUGAUUCAGAUCCCACAGUUGCCUGAGAACCCUCCAAACUUCCUGCGUGCGUCUGCCCUGUCCGAGCACAUCAGCCCCGUGGUGGUGAUCCCCGCCGAGUCGUCCUCCCCGGAAUCGGAGCAUGUGGUGGAAACGGACGACCUGGUGGACACGGACAUCCCGGUUCUGCCGGCUCCCUCAGAAACCAAGUUUGACGACUUGUUUGGCACCUCGGCUGCUAUCGAUCCAUUUAACUUCAACAGUCAGAACGGCAUGCGCAAGGAUGACAAAGACCAUCUGAUCGAUCAGCUGACGAGGGAGAUCCAGUCCCUCAAAGACGAGCUGGAGUCCUUCAGACUGGAGAGUGGUCGCUUGUGCCAAGCACUGAGGGGGCGUGUCAAUGAGCUGGAGGCGGAGCUUGCAGAGCAGAGUCACCUGAAGCUGCAGGCUUCAGGGGAGAGUGAGUUCCUGAAGGCUGAGCUGGACGACCUGCGGAGAGUCAGGGAAGAUACAGAGAAGGAGCAACGGUGCCUGACCGAGAUUGAGAGAAAAGCUCAGGCCAACGAGCAGCGCUACACUAAGCUGAAGGAGAAGUACACAGAGCUUGUUCAGAGCCACGCAGACCUGCUGAGGAAGAGCGCAGACGUGACCCGACAGAUGACGGUGGCCCGAGCGGCACAGGAUGAGGUGGAGAUGGUGAGGAAAGAGAUGCAGGAGAAGGUGAGGUCUGCUCAGGAGGCUGCAGACAGACAGGAGAGGGAACAGCUAAAGCAGCUCCAGGAGCUCCAGAGAGAGCUGGUGUCCAGCCAGGCGGAGCUGGACUCCCUGAAGACCACAAUGGUCUCCUCGCAGCAGUCAAGUGAAGUUCUCAGCUCCCAGCUCGCCACCCUGGAGUCCGAGAAGGCCGAGCUAGUGCAAACUCUGUCCAAGGUGGAGGCGGAGCUAACGCAUCAGGGGGAGGAGCUUCAACGAGUCCAAACCUCUCUGGCGACAGAGAGGGCGAGUGGAGUGAAGACGGCUGAAAGCCUGCAGAAUCAGCUCAACGAGAAGGAGAGCAGGGAGCAGGCUCUGGAGAGCCAGCUGGUGGCGGCUCGCUGGUCCAGUCUGCUGGCAGCUGUGGAGGAGGCCGAGAGCAUCAUCCAGGACUCGCUGGCUCAGAUAGACGACCCGGCUCACAUCAGCUGCACCAGCUCUGCAGAUUACCUUGCCUCCAGGUGCCACGCCUCUUUAGACAGCGUGGAGCGAUUGCAAGGUGCCAGAGAGGUGUUUUUAUCUGACGGCACAUCUGUGUCUGAGCUGGUCCGAGCGGUGACCCAGUGUGGCCACCUGGUGGGCGACAUCAUCAUUCAGGGCAGCGCCACCUCCCACAUGGUGCCGGUGGAGCAGGCUGAUGCCCUGUCAGAAAGCAUGAAGCAGUGUGGGACAGAAGCCCUGUCCCUGCUGGGACAGAUGAAGCAGCAGGACACUCUGUCUGCAGCGGACAGCAGCAAGCUGAAGACGUCUCUGGCGGCCAUCCUGGCCACCGCAGAGAAACUUCGCCCCCGAGGUUUGGAACUGCAGCAGGGGGAGCUGGGAGAUCUGGUGGAGCAGGAAAUGGCCGCCACUUCCGCCGCCGUGGAGUCGGCGGCAGCCAGGAUAGAGGAAAUGCUGAACAAGUCUCGAGCGGUUGAUACAGGAAUCAAGAUGGAGGUCAACGAGAGGAUCCUGGCUUCAUGCACAGAGCUAAUGCAGGCCAUCAAGGAGCUGGUUCUGUCCUCUAAAGAUCUGCAGAGGGACAUAGUGGAGAGUGGGAGGGGAGCAGCAUCCAUGAAGGAAUUUUAUGCCAAGAACUCCCGCUGGACUGAGGGCCUGAUCUCUGCCUCCAAAGCAGUAGGAUGGGGCGCCACGGUCAUGGUCGAUGCAGCUGACCUGGUCGUGCAGGGCAAAGGGAAGUUUGAGGAGCUGAUGGUGUGCUCACAUGAAAUCGCUGCCAGCACGGCGCAGCUAGUGGCUGCUUCCAAGGUGAAAGCAGACAAAGACAGCACCAACCUGCGCCGCCUGCAGCAGGCGUCCCGUGGCGUUACCCAGGCCACCGCGGCGGUCGUGGCCUCCACCAAGUCUGGGAAGUCCCAGAUCGAAGAAACAGAAACGAUGGACUUCUCCAGCAUGACUCUCACACAGAUCAAACGACAAGAGAUGGACGCACAGGUUCUGGUUCUGGAGCUAGAGACCCGUUUGCAGAAGGAGCGUGAGCGUCUGGGUGAGCUGAGGAAGAAGCACUACGAGCUGGCUGGCGCAUCGGAGGGCUGGGGCGAGGAAGAGGAUGGUACAGGAUGAGGAUGCCGUCCCGGAUGCUGCUCCUCCGGCAUCUUCUCUUUUAUUUAUAGACAUGCUCUUCUGUCUCCCUUAAAGUUUUGAUUUCAUCCGUUUUCUCCGUGAAGCCAAAUGAAACUGUGCUUCUUCUCUGAUCCCGUCACUCUACCCCUGUCUGCACAAUUUCCACCUAAACACCCCCUCGCCCAUGGCUGAGCGGCAGGCGGGGUCGGAGGCAAAGAGGAUGUAAGGAUGCUUCUGAUGGAGUUUCCUUCUCCUGGUGUGUGAUGAGUCACAGCAGAGACAAAGCCGUGCCUCUUCGGUGCUCCUGCUCCUCCUGGUUUUAUUUUAUUUUUUUCUCACUGUGACCUUCUGAAGUCCACGCCGCUCCACAGGCUGCUUUUUUGGACUUCCUGCCUUCUCAUGUCCUCAUCAUUGCGAUGACCAUGACUGUUAAUCCAAGCAGCGCCCUCCACCUCCCCUGGUUUUUAUUUUUACUUUAUCAAAUCAUAACUCUUAAAAUGAGCUUUUAGGCUGCCAACGUUCCUCAGCUACAUCCACAGAGGUGGUGCGUCAUGGGAAGGAUGACUCAGAACACUAAUCAGCUUAAAUGUCUCAUUUUUAGUGAAUAAUUUAUGUAGCAGGGUCGCAAAAGGAAACCCUCAGUUAUUAGAUUUUUUAAAAAGUUUCUUUGACUCUUCUACAAAUCAAAUUGCAUAAGACCCUUCAGAUGAUUUAUUUUGGUUUUUAAGGAGGCAACAGCUCGCCUUUAGUUGGAUGAAUAUUUCCGUUUUUGAAAAUUUAAAUAUAUUUGGAGUUAAAGGCACUUCCUCUGUGCACAAACUGGAAGAUCUGACAUUUUCCCAGAUUUUCACAAAAUCAUUGGAUUCCAGCAGACUGAUGGCGACAGAGCAAGAGGAUGAGCCACGUUCUCUUGGAAAGAACUGCUUCAUUUUGAUCCCAGAGCGUCUCUGUUUGCUUGGAGUAAAAAUCAUGACGCACCUGAAAGCCACACAUCUUUUCUUCCCUGAAAAUGUAAUUAUUAAGCAGUUUAGGAUGAAGUGACUUAACAUAAACAGCUUUUUGAUACAUGCUGCUGAGCAUUCACCGGUAUUUCUUCCACUGACCAUGACAUUUAAAGCACUUGGAGGACGACGGACUGUUCUGGGGGGACCUAAAGAACAUGAACUCUGAAAUGUUUUUUUUUCUCUGUCACCAUGUUCCUGCUGCUCCAGCCGGGUUAAAGCAAGCAUCGUCUGCAGUUGAUCUAACCGUUCUGUCUCUUCCUGUAUUAUAAACAAAAGUGAAGAAUUUUCAGGUGUCUGGAAUGAUGAAGUGCACACACCGUGAGUGAUUUGUUUGUGUGUUUUUGUCCAAAAACUCUUGAAUUAACCUUUUGUUUCUUUUGGGUUCGUGUCUGUAGUCGUACCAGCUCAGCCAGCCUUUCAAACUGCCUCACACUAGUCAGAAACAGAUACUCGCAUAGCAGCAUUGAACUAUGUCUUUGUAUGAUAUUAUACUAAAACAAUGUUGGUGGGUUUGUUUUUAUUUUUCCAGUUUUUGAAAUAAAUACAUCAACUAAUUGA
Nothobranchius furzeri (turquoise killifish) is the source of this 17589-nucleotide messenger RNA. Lineage: Eukaryota; Metazoa; Chordata; Actinopteri; Cyprinodontiformes; Nothobranchiidae. The record is from RefSeq and is a predicted model, not a curated record.